AAAAACCAUUGGAUUGGUUCACAAGAAUGAAAAUAGCAGCAGGAGCAGCCAAAGCCCUCCUUCAUUUACAUGAUGUAGCUGACCCUCCGAUAAUUUAUCACAAUAUGAAAGCAUCAAACAUACUUCUUGACGAGAACUACAAUCCAAAAUUAUCAGAUUUUGGCUUAAAAAAGCAGACAAGGGUGAUGGGAGCCUAUGGAUGUUAUGCUCCAGAAUAUGCAUUUACUAGACAAUUUACAAAAACUACUGAUGUUUAUAGCUUUGGUGUUUUGCUUUUGGAGCUCAUCACUGGAAGGAAAGCUGUAGACAUUACCAGACCAAAAAACGAGCAGUAUGUUGCUGAUUGGGCUGCACAUCUUUUUAAAGAUAAAAGGAAAUAUCCAACAAUGGUGGAUCCAUUCCUCAAUGGAAACUAUCCGAUUAAGGGCCUUCACCAAGUCCUCGCAAUAGCUAACAUGUGCCUCCAAUAUGAAGCAAGCAGUCGCCCGCUGAUGAGUGAUAUUGUUACUGCAAUUGAGUAUUUAAUCAAGCCAGAGUCUGAUUGUUCGGAGCCCUUGGAACAAUCUUUCAUUUCUGAUCAGUUAAUUUCUUUAGACCAUGAAAAGUUGAACUUUCAAUCAAUUCCAGGCAGUAGCAGAAUGCAAAGUGCUGCCAUGAGCUUAGAUGAUGAGUCCUUUCAAUCAUCAGCGAGUGAAAUCGAAAUCUGUGGAGCUUUGAUGGAAGAAGAUGAAGAUGCAUAA
Messenger RNA from Phalaenopsis equestris, 740 nucleotides. RefSeq names its product probable serine/threonine-protein kinase PBL23. Gene Ontology annotation, biological process: protein phosphorylation. NCBI's taxonomy places the organism in Eukaryota, Viridiplantae, Streptophyta, Magnoliopsida, Asparagales, Orchidaceae. The transcript has 2 exons. Bases 27 to 740 code for a protein of 237 amino acids. The record is from RefSeq and is a predicted model, not a curated record. Gene Ontology annotation, molecular function: ATP binding; protein kinase activity.